Messenger RNA from Brassica rapa (field mustard), 1360 nucleotides. RefSeq names its product 1,4-dihydroxy-2-naphthoyl-CoA synthase, peroxisomal. The record is from RefSeq and is a predicted model, not a curated record. NCBI's taxonomy places the organism in Eukaryota, Viridiplantae, Streptophyta, Magnoliopsida, Brassicales, Brassicaceae. Gene Ontology annotation, cellular component: cytosol. Gene Ontology annotation, biological process: menaquinone biosynthetic process. Gene Ontology annotation, molecular function: 1,4-dihydroxy-2-naphthoyl-CoA synthase activity.
ACAGGCGCGCCAAGAGAUUACGUCCACUUCCUCUGAUUCUCCAAACCUUCAAGCUUCUUCCUUUUUUGGAAGAAUUCAAUUAAUUAUUUAUUCUCUUUAACUAAACAAAUAUUUUAUCCAAACUAUUGUCAAAGUCCAUGCGAUAGAAUCAUCUUCAUCACCAAUCAUCAUCACCUUUCUCUGUCUAUACUUCUUCCUCUCUAAUGGCUGACUCCAAGGAACUCGGCACCGCGAGCCGCCGUAUCUCCGUCUUCACCAAUCAUCUCAUCCCCUUGGAAACAAUUCCAACUCGCGUUCACUCAGUGGAACUCUCUACUGCCUCGUCGAUGAAUGACAAUUACCAUAAGGUUCACGGUGAAGUGCCGACUCACCAAGUCGUUUGGAGAAAAGCUGAUCUCGUCGGUGACGACGGAGAAACGAAAGAGUUCGUUGACAUUAUAUAUGAGAAAGCCGUCGGUGAAGAUAUUGCCAAGAUUACUAUAAACCGUCCGGAGAGAAGAAACGCGUUCCGGCCUCAGACUGUGAAGGAGCUUAUGCGUGCGUUUAACGACGCCAGAGACGAUAGCUCUGUAGGAGUCAUCAUACUCACCGGCAAGGGAACGAAAGCGUUUUGCAGUGGUGGUGAUCAAGCGUUGAGGACACCAGAUGGUUAUGCUGAUCCCAAUGAUGUUGGUCGACUUAAUGUCCUUGAUCUCCAGGUUCAAAUCCGCAGACUGCCAAAACCAGUUAUCGCAAUGGUUGCUGGUUAUGCUGUUGGAGGAGGACAUAUCUUGCACAUGGUCUGUGAUCUAACCAUUGCAGCUGAUAAUGCUAUUUUCGGUCAGACGGGUCCUAAGGUUGGAAGUUUUGAUGCUGGUUAUGGAAGUUCAAUCAUGUCUCGUCUGGUUGGUCCUAAAAAGGCACGAGAAAUGUGGUUCAUGACAAGAUUCUACACAGCUUCGGAAGCAGAUAAAAUGGGACUUAUCAAUACAGUUGUACCGCUAGAGGAUUUGGAGAAAGAAACUGUGAAAUGGUGCAGAGAAAUCUUACGGAACAGCCCUACUGCAAUCCGUGUUCUUAAGGCAGCACUCAAUGCAGUCGAUGAUGGCCAUGCUGGACUUCAGGGGCUAGGAGGUGAUGCGACGCUGUUAUUCUAUGGAACCGAAGAAGGCAUAGAAGGAAGAACAGCUUAUAUGGAACGUCGACCACCGAACUUCUCUAAAUUUCCCCGGCGACCUUGAACUCACUACUAAGCUCAGUUCAGGUGUUUUCAUGUCAAACAUUCAAUCAAAUUCCUUUGUUUUGAUUGCCAAAUUUAUUCCAGACUUCAACUAUUACACACAAUGAAUAAUAAUAAUAAUAAUACUUUAUCAGAGCUUUA